This is a messenger RNA of Moneuplotes crassus, 415 nucleotides long. The record is from the annotation of a GenBank genome assembly. Lineage: Eukaryota; Ciliophora; Spirotrichea; Euplotida; Euplotidae.
CUUGAGUUCAGCCUGGAACAUGUCUUCUUGUCUUCAAGUUGGAGCAUCAUCAAGUCCUUUAAACAUAAAUCAAAUUGGUAUUCUUUCAAACGAGAAAGGAUUAUUAGCUAUAUACAAAAACGGGUCAGCAACCUCCUUCCUAGAACUAGACCUCGAAACCUUCUCUCUCAGGACCAGUUUCUCUAUCGGAUGUGGGAACCCUUUGAACACAGGACCAUGCACUACGAUGAGUGAUGCUAAGAUUAGUAGCGGUGAAGACUCGAAGACUUAUUAUGCUAUUUAUACAGAAGAUGGGUCCAGAGUGGCUUUAGUUAAAAUCAUAAUCAGUAGAGAUGACCCAGACCAAAUCCAAGCAAUUAGCCAUGAUUAUUUGAGUUCGAUAUCAACCGCACACCAAAUACUUUUAUUGGAGUAA